AUGUCGCUGCCUGAGGUCUUCUUCGGUACGAUGACGUUCGGCUGGUCCCAGGCGAGCAGCAAAGUGGAUGAUGCCGUAGCAUACGAGAUGCUCAAGAAGUUUGUGGACCUCGGAGGUGUGCAAGUUGAUACGGCCCGAAUCUACUCUGCUGGUGAGACGGAGAACAUCCUGGGACGGAUUCUCCCCAAGCUUCGUGGAGAAUCAAGUGCCGCGGAGAAAGAUUUGAUCCUUGGUACCAAAGUACAUCCAUCACAACCCAAUGGACUCUCGGAGAUUGGCAUCAGAAAGCAGCUGGAAGCAUCAUUGAAGGCGAUGAAUGUGUCUCGUGUUGAGAUUUUGUACUUGCAUCAGCCAGACCCAGAGCAUGAUUUGCUGGAAUCGCUACAAUGCGUACAGCAGCUAAUAAAAGAAGGUCUUGUUGGAAGGUAUGGCAUGAGCAACUACAGUGCUAUCGAGGUUGAUCGUUGCUGUACUCUUUGCAAGGACCGUGGCUGGUCCAUGCCUUCAGUUUACCAGGGCCUCUACAAUCCAUUGAACCGACUGGCAGAGGCAGAAUUGCUACCUGUACUUCGCAAGUUCGGCGUUUCCUUUGUCGCAUAUAACCCAUUGGCAGCAGGUUUGCUGACCGGCAAGCACUUGGCGACUGAUGAUGUUCUCCCUGGUCGCUUCAAGGACAAUCCAAACUACUUGCCGCGCUUCUACACAAAGCCAAACUUCGAUGCCUUGUCUGGGAUUAGAUCAGCUUGCGAGGAAGCCAAAAUAUCCAUGGUUGAUGCGACAUAUUCUUGGCUGUUGCAGCAUUCUACUCUGAGUGCUGCAAAGGGUGAUGGCAUUCUGCUUGGCGCUUCAUCGACAUCUCAGUUGGAACAGAACCUGUCUGCCUGCAAAAAUCCCGUGUCACUUCCACCUCCAGUGCUUGCAGCCUUUGAUGCUGCAUGGCCAGUAGUACAGGCUGGUGGAGAUGUGUUCCCUUACUGGAGAUCCUACUCAAAGGACCAGCCAGGAAGAGAAUCUUUACCACCUGGAGCCUCAUACUCUGCGGCCAAGAAGUAG
This is a messenger RNA of Durusdinium trenchii, 1053 nucleotides long. Lineage: Eukaryota; Dinophyceae; Suessiales; Symbiodiniaceae. The record is from the annotation of a GenBank genome assembly.